This is a messenger RNA of Camellia sinensis, 2839 nucleotides long. The record is from RefSeq and is a predicted model, not a curated record. NCBI's taxonomy places the organism in Eukaryota, Viridiplantae, Streptophyta, Magnoliopsida, Ericales, Theaceae.
GAAAAGAAAAGAAAGAAUGAAACAAAAAUAAAGAAUGGAAGGAUAAGGAAGUUAUAAACUUCUAAAAGUCAAUUAGAAACUUACAACCUCCGGAAGACUCAGGCCGUUCCAUAGGCGCGAAUGGCUGCGGGAUGAGCUUCCCAACUGCAACAACAAGUGAUGUGAGAAUUGCUAUUUCUGGUGUAUAUAUGUAUUUCUAGUGCAAUGGCUUCCAAUGGUACCACACAGCAUACAUGUCCACUUCCGAUGAAAGCUACAUCGAAUGGAGUGUUCCAGGGGGAUAAUCCUCUUGAUUUUGCUCUCCCUCUUGCCAUUUUGCAGAUAUGCCUGGUGGUUGUAGUCACACGAGGCCUUGCUCUUCUGCUGAGGCCAUUAAGACAGCCACGUGUGAUUGCAGAGAUUAUUGGAGGAAUAUUACUUGGGCCCUCCGCGCUUGGACGAAACAAAAACUAUUUGCAGGCCAUUUUCCCACCCAAGAGCAUCACGUUGUUAGAUACAUUAGCAAACCUUGGUCUACUGUUCUUUUUAUUUCUCGUAGGCAUAGAAUUGGAUCCUAAAUCCCUACGUCGGACAGGGAAAAAAGCCCUUAGCAUUGCCAUAGCAGGAGUUAGCCUCCCAUUUAUCUUAGGAAUUGGUUCUUCAUUUGUCAUCCGAGAAACUAUAGCAAAAGGUGUAGGCGGGACUUCAUUUCUCAUAUUCAUGGGUGUAGCCCUUUCCAUAACUGCCUUCCCUGUCUUAGCUCGUAUAUUGGCAGAGCUGAAACUUUUAACCACCGAUGUCGGGCAAAUGGCCAUGUCAGCUGCAGCGGUCAAUGAUGUGGCUGCAUGGAUUCUACUUGCUCUUGCAAUUGCCCUAUCAGGAAAAAAUCUUUCCCCACUUGUCUCAGUUUGGGUCUUCUUGUGUGGCUGUGUUUUUGUUAUUUGUUCGAUUCUUAUUGUGCCUCCAAUCUUCAAAUGGAUGGCUCGGAGAUGCCACGAGGGUGAGCCAGUGGAAGAGAUGUACGUAUGUGCUACCUUAGCUGCUGUACUUGCAGCUGGGCUUAUUACUGAUGCCAUUGGAAUUCAUGCUAUGUUUGGUGCUUUUGUGAUUGGUGUUCUUGUCCCAAAGGAAGGGCCAUUUGCUGGUGCUCUUGUAGAAAAAGUUGAAGAUCUCGUAUCUGGUCUCUUUCUCCCUCUGUAUUUUGUCUCAAGUGGACUGAAAACAAAUGUAGCCACAAUCCAAGGGCUUCAGUCGUGUGGUGUCCUUGUUUUGGUCAUAUUUACAGCCUGUUUUGGGAAAAUUGUUGGCACGGUUGUAGUGUCUGCACUUUACAGAGUACCUUUUCGUGAAGCUCUUGCAUUGGGCUUCCUAAUGAACAGCAAGGGCUUGGUGGAACUUAUAGUCCUCAACAUCGGAAAGGAUAGAAAGGUAUUAAACGAUCAAACAUUCGCCAUCAUGGUUGUCAUGGCCCUCUUCACCACCUUCAUCACCACACCCCUAGUAAUGGCCGUGUAUAAGCCUGCAAAAAGGGCAAGUAAGGCUGAUUACAAGCAUAGAACAAUAGAGAGGAAAAAUCCGAAUACUCAGCUUCGAAUCCUGGCCUGUUUACGUAGUUCUAGAAACAUUCCAUCGGUGAUAAAUCUCGUCGAGGCCUCACGAGGAGUUGAGAAGCGUGAAGGUCUUUGCGUGUAUGCAUUGCACCUCAUGGAGCUCUCUGAAAGGUCAUCAGCCAUACUAAUGGCCCACAAGGCAAGAAAGAACAGACAACCGUUUUGGAAUAUGGGUCAGCAAUCAAAUUCAAACCAUGUUGUUGUGGCUUUUGAGGCUUUCCGGAGGCUGAGCCAGGUGUCAGUAAGGCCAAUGACAUCAAUCUCUUCACUGUCAGACAUGCACGAGGACAUUUGCACUACUGCUGAGAGGAAAAGAGCAGCUUUCAUAAUUUUACCAUUUCACAAGCACCAGAGAUUGGACGGCACGCUAGAGACUACACGAAUUGAAUUUCGGUAUGUUAAUAAGAGGGUACUCGAACACGCACCAUGCUCAGUUGGGAUCCUACUCGACCGUGGGCUUGGUGGAUCAAUCCAUGUAUCUGCAAGUAAUGUUGCUUACUUCAUCACAGUUCUCUUCUUCGGAGGCCGUGAUGAUCGUGAAGCCCUUGCUUAUGGGGCUCGAAUGGCUGAGCACCCUGGCAUAAGAUUAACAGUCAUUCGCUUCUCUGUGGAAACCGAGGGUGUAGGAGAGAUUGUAAGAGUUGAUGUGGAUGGCAAUUCUACCACGAAAUUGGGUUCAACAGAUGAAGAGUAUCUUAGCGAGUUCAAGGAAACAAUUUCAGAAGACAGCUCAAUCAAAUAUGAAGAGAAAAUUGUAAGAAAUGCUGUAGAAGCCACUGCCGUGGUCCGUGAGUUUAGUCGCUGCAGCCUCUUUUUGGUGGGUCGAUCACCUUUUACUGAAUUAGCUUUAGCAUUAAACCGGAACAAUAGUGAAUGCCCAGAGUUGGGACCUGUAGGAAGUUUGUUGACUUCACCUGAUUUUUCGAUAACGGCUUCAGUUUUGGUGGUGCAACAGUAUUAUAACGCAGCAUCUCCGAAUUUAACCUUAAAGAUUGCAGAAGAGUUGGGUGAUGGAAUUACAGGAUCCAGCUAACUGUCUUUUCUUAGUUUGAAUAAAUUUGUCUAUUUUUUAGUGCUGGCUAGACAUUUAAAUCUUUGGAUCUUGGCUUAAAAUGAUCUAUCUUUACCAUAUUGUUAUCAGUCAGAUUUCUGAAGUUUCAAAGUUCUUUUAAGUGAACUCUGGGAUGAACCUUGUGACUUUAAAAGUCCAAAUAAAGCAACAGUCAAUUCGAAAGGCUAUUAUUGUGAUA